UGGUGGUUGGUUCUGCUACCUUGCGGAAGUGAGGAUUCGCAUGAUGUGUAGUGUAGUAGCGGCUUUGCAAACACUCAAACAAGUCAUAUAAGGUUAACUGUCUAUUGAUCUAGCUGAGAUAAUGUGUACGGGUUGUGUACAGAAAGAAUAUCCUGACAGGGGAAAUACUUGUCUGGAGAAUGGAUCUUACCUCAUGAAUUAUGUUGGCUGCGCUAAUUGCCAUCAGAGGGACUUCGUUUUGAUAAGCAAUAAGACCACGGUUGAUGAGGACGGUGAGGAGAUUGUCACAUAUCUGCAUAUGUGUAAAAAUUGCGACCACGUCAUAGCACGGCAUGAAUACACCUUCUCUGUAGUGGAUGACUAUCAGGAAUACACGAUGUUGUGUAUGCUCUGUGGCAAAGCUGAGGACUCCAUCAGUGUUCUUCCAGACGACCCUAGGCAGACGGCCCCCCUCUUCUAGGAGCCCUCUUGUGACUUCCUUGUCUAGCACCGAGUUAUCAUAGUUUUGGAAAAUUCGCAAGGACGCCUCCUGUAACGCUUGGUAUCAUCAGCUCAGCUGUCGUCAUAUUGACUUCAUAAGUAUUUCUGCCCAAAACUCUGACCAUUCCCAGGCAGUCAUGCUUGUACCUCUGCACCCGUUUAGUUUCACUCCAAUCUAUGGAAUGAGUGCAGAAAAGUAUUACAACUUCAUAGAAAUCCGGUCCUUCCCUUGGACAGGUACAAUGCACCGUCAUUAGGCAACCAGUAAUCCACACACUUGUAGGACUACAGACUCACACAAAGUGGUCCACUGCUGUAGGCAAUCCUACAUUUUCAUAUAAUUUCUGCAGAAAAGUUCUUUAAGUGUUUAUUAUUAAAGCUAUUAAACUCUCUGCCUGGAUUAUUUAGUUAUUUUAAAUCAUAUUUUUGAGCAAUUUAACAAAAUGCUACACAAUAAAGAUAUGUAUGUAUGCUUUUAUAAAAUAACUUUUGUAAAGAAAUAAAGACAUUUGGUUCAGGGUGUUUUCAUGUAAA
Messenger RNA from Sardina pilchardus (European sardine), 1014 nucleotides. It is a transcript of the gene churc1, whose product is annotated as churchill domain containing 1. Gene Ontology annotation, biological process: fibroblast growth factor receptor signaling pathway; positive regulation of DNA-templated transcription; multicellular organism development. The transcript is spliced from 4 exons. NCBI's taxonomy places the organism in Eukaryota, Metazoa, Chordata, Actinopteri, Clupeiformes, Clupeidae. Bases 122 to 460 code for a protein of 112 amino acids. Gene Ontology annotation, molecular function: zinc ion binding. The record is from RefSeq and is a predicted model, not a curated record.